CUGCUAUAUGGUGCCAUUUUUUUCUCGGUCCCAAAAAUUUUUGGGCUAAAAUUUUAAAUUUGGACCAAAAAUAUUUGCAGACAAAUCGGGCAAUUUUCGUCGGGAGAGUGACUUAUUUUUCUUUAUGCUUAGAGAAAAUAAUUCCCCUGGCCGCCUUCUACGAGCGUACGCAUAGCACCCAGCAAUAUUUAUUAUCCACCGUCUACGAAACCUAGCCACCACCGACUCCGCCUCGGCCUUCAACUCGGCCCGGCCUACUACUUCGCCUCUGCCUUCACCUCCGCCUCAGCCUCCACAAUAUUUAUUCUCCACCGUCUGCGAAACCUAGCCACCGCCGCCGAAUCCACCUCUGCCUUCAACUCGGCCCGGCCUACUACUUCUCCUCUGCCUUCACCUCCGCCUCUGCUUCCGCCUUCGCUUCCUUCUCCGUGUGUGCCUUUGUCUCUUCUCUCUCGUCUGGAAGGAGCAGUUAAGAGUCAGGGGUCAAAAUCUUGGGUCACAAAGGAGAGGAGCAAAAGGAUUUCUUGAUAGAUAUCCUAUUCUAGCUCCGAAUGCUCAUACUCAGUUGUUUCUUCAACAAAAAAAAUGAGGUCUACCCCCUAACCAUACUGCAGCUGUUCCUAAGCAUCACAGACCAAAGUUCAAACCCGGACCCUGGAAACAUGCUAAGGCUACCUUCAUAGAAGGUAGCUCUGGAACAUUUGAGGAAGUUUUUGCAGGUGACAUAAUAGACACAUCUUUUGCUGGUAGAGGAAGUUUAUUUACCAGUUGAUUAAUUGGCAAAAUCCUCAUUCAGCUAUAUACCGAGAUGUCAACCAUUUCCGCAAAGAGACGUAGAAAAAGUUCCCAGACAGCAAUAACUACCGUACCACCUCCUAGAAAGAGGACGAUAGGUGCUUCACAAACAAUACAUACUCAGGAGGAUCCACCUUUUGUUCCAUCUACAAGUCUACCUACAGCUCCCACUCAGGUUGAGGCUAGGAGCGCUGUCAGACGUCAUAGUAGAGCACCAUCCACUCGGGUUGAGGCUAGAGAUGAUGUCAUUCCCGAUGGCACUACACGUGCUAUAGACGGUGUUGGUGGUAUUGCAUAUUUUGUUGCAGGACGAAAUGACUGUAAAAAGGGAUGUGCAGCUUGCAACUCUGCAACGGUGCCGAGCACUGUGCGGACGAGCAGACGAAAAAUCAGAGUACAACUUGAUGAUCAUCAUGGGCGGCCAAUAAGCGAUAAUGUGUCGUCUUUAUUAUCACAUCAAAUCGGGGUCAUCAUUGGGACUUCACUCCCCAUGGAUCGUGGGUAUUGGAGUGAGGUAGAUCCAAAGGAAAAGGAUCAGGCUAAACAAACUCUAUUGACUCAUUUUGAUAUUGAUAUCGACGGCGAUAGCAUAGAGCACUUCGAUCCACGAGUUUCGGAGUGCUUGGACAAAUUGUUUGCCAAGAUGUUUCGAGAGUUCAAGUAUGAGUUGCAUAGUUAUUUUAGUGAUUAUGCUAUGAAGGAGGAGGCAAAACAGAACCCGCCUAUAGAGUGGUACACGAGAGAAGCAAUGCAAGGCAAAUCCCUAUACCUGCGGAUGCUGGACGAAAGAUUUUGAUGGAGACAUUAGGUGUUAGGCCUGGCAUGGAGGUUCGUGGCCUAGGAUUUGGGAGGAUUCGAGACCUUGGAUCAUCAUCUACUACUCAGAGGCCUGCAUUGUCUACUCGCAUACAUGAGUUGGAGCAGGAGUUAGCUGCUGAGAAGACAGCUAGAUUGAAGAUGGAUCGAUAGCAUAAAGCUGAGAUGCAAAGUAUCAUCACCUUCAUGCGUGGUAUUAUUGCUCAUAUUCCAGGUGUGUCACUUCCACCAGGGUUAGAUGGAGGAUGUGAGGUUGGUGAUGAUGACGACACUACUUUGGAUUAAACACAUUUUUAUUUAUUACUAUGACAUAAUGAUACUUCUAGUUGUUUAUGGUCUAUAUAUGUACUCUGGAUUAUGCUUUUUAGGAGGAGAUUUUGUUUAAACAGCUUAACUUAUUUU
Messenger RNA from Tripterygium wilfordii, 2013 nucleotides. RefSeq lists its product as uncharacterized. The transcript is spliced from 8 exons. The record is from RefSeq and is a predicted model, not a curated record. The coding region runs from base 809 to 1591 and encodes 260 amino acids. NCBI's taxonomy places the organism in Eukaryota, Viridiplantae, Streptophyta, Magnoliopsida, Celastrales, Celastraceae.